Molecule: messenger RNA, 1530 nt
Organism: Fusarium vanettenii 77-13-4
Lineage: Eukaryota; Fungi; Ascomycota; Sordariomycetes; Hypocreales; Nectriaceae
Exons: 2
Coding region: 1-1530 (509 amino acids)
Source: RefSeq, a predicted model, not a curated record
AUGGAGGGACACAGUGGCGAACCCUCAGUCCCUCCCCAACUGGACAAGAGCCCACCAGGGCACGACAUCUUUUGCACUCCAGAGAACAAAAUCUUCCUAUCGACAAACCCAUACCAGGCACUCGAUCCCACUCGUCGAGACAUCCGCCUUCUCAAAGUGCUUCCAGACUCAGGUAGCGGACUGGUCGAGUGCGAGUUGCUGCCCAGCGCACCUAUUGCCGAGCUACGGGGCAAAUACUUGGCACUCUCUUAUUGCGCCGGCGACCCACGAAAUACAGAGAUUAUUCUCAUCUGCAUCAAUCAGGCUGAUCUUUCUGAGAGAUCUCACCAAGUUGGAUUCAUGAGAGACAUAUAUCAGAGUGCACAGCGGACUCUCAUUUGCUUAUCGACGUCUAACACUCAUGGCAGAGGCAUGGAGUGGUUAGUUGAACUUUUCAACCAAGGCAGAAACUUGGCCGACAAAGGCAGCAAGAUUCCUGGCAUGGACAUGAGUGUUUUUUGUCCAACAGAUGUUGAAUUCGAACAGGGUGUGCUCGCAUUCUGGGAAGAGAUUAUUAAAAGUUCAUGGUGGAGCAGAGCCUGGGUCUUUCAGGAGUUUAUGGUGUCGGCGAAUGCCAACUUUCUUUCAGGUCAUCACCACAUCUCUUGGACGAAGGCCUGGGUCGCAAUCCGGCCGUAUAUCGGUGGUGAACGCCCCCGUGAUGGCGAGGUUUUAUAUGUCGGCUUGUGUUUUCCCCCCCUUGGUUGCACGCCAGGCCAUACAGAGGCCCUGAAACUGCAAGAAAAAGCCAGGUUCAUGCUUAAGACCAAAGCUGAAUGGAAGGGUACUGAUAGCCUAACAUCCAUUCUUGCUCGCUCCCGAAAUUCCAAGGCCUCUGAUGAUCGGGAUCGGGUUUACGCCCUUAUUGGGCUCGCUGACCCCGGUUACGGAAUUACCCCCGACUACUCAGCCGACAUCACCUUGUGUCAUGUCCUCACCCAGACAACCAGAAACAUUAUACUCUUCGAGAAUAGGCUCGAUGUCUUGUUGUUCCUGGACAGUUCCUAUCUGGUUCGAAGACCAGAGCUACCAUCGUGGGUAGUGGACUGGACUAGGGAAGAGCCACUUGGCCAUUCACGUACUUCGUAUCUCGAGAGGGGCACAUUCGGGAGCUAUUUCCGAAAGGAUGGUCAGGCGAUUGUUUCUUUUAGAGAAACCAUCCACCCUGAGACUCUCCACAAAACUACUGUCAUGGAAGUGACGGGUAUUUUUGUCAAAGAGAUACAAUACCUCGACCGACCCUACUAUGGGUUGCCUUCUACAAAAGAUGCGCUCCUCAAAGAGAGGAGAGGGUCUGUAGGCCCUGACGGCCGCGGCUGGACUCAGGUAAGUAAUGGUUACGAGGCCUGGUAUCUUUUUGGGUCGCCUUGUAAAUUCCUCCUACAGCGCGAGUCGUACGGUCAUCGGAUUAUUCGAUGGAUCGACCGUGUUAGCGCGCAUACGAAGUUCCAGACCCGGGACUCGGAGCGAAGAGUCAUUACCAUUUAUUAG